AUGACACUUUUUUACCAUGUUUCAUUUUUUUUUGUUUCAGUUCCGCCCGAAAGACUGAACAUCCUGGAUGAGUCGGGAGCAAACAUCCAACGGGACAAACUUGGUCCCUAUAACGAGGGAAGCGCCGUGGAAAUAGCCUGCAUUGCCACUGGAGGACGACCACCACCCCGGGUGUCCUGGUGGCAGGAGAACGCCCUCCUGGAUGACUCCUGGGAGUCCAUCUCGGACCGUCGAGUGAAGAACGUCCUGCAUCUCGACAAGCUCACUCGCAAACACCUCAACGCCGUCUUCACCUGUCAGGCAUCCAACAAUAACCUGGUCGCUCCUAUUUCCAGUGCGAUCACGCUAGACCUCAACC
Messenger RNA from Nilaparvata lugens (brown planthopper), 358 nucleotides. RefSeq names its product synaptogenesis protein syg-2-like. NCBI's taxonomy places the organism in Eukaryota, Metazoa, Arthropoda, Insecta, Hemiptera, Delphacidae. The annotation marks the transcript as partial. The record is from RefSeq and is a predicted model, not a curated record. The transcript is spliced from 2 exons.